This is a messenger RNA of Fonsecaea monophora, 981 nucleotides long. RefSeq lists its product as hypothetical. The transcript is spliced from 3 exons. The record is from RefSeq and is a predicted model, not a curated record. Gene Ontology annotation, molecular function: phosphatidylinositol binding. Lineage: Eukaryota; Fungi; Ascomycota; Eurotiomycetes; Chaetothyriales; Herpotrichiellaceae. The coding region runs from base 1 to 981 and encodes 326 amino acids.
AUGGUUGCUCUCGCCCUCGCCCUCGGCGCCGCCAUCUACUUCACGGCCGAAAAAGUGCGGGACCACAAGAAAAAGAAGGCCGCCCUCAAAGACAAAGACCAACAGGCACCGCCCUACGACUCGAUCCCUCCCAGUGCCUCGGCCUUGGAGAACAGGGCGGCCCGUCGCUCCGUGGACCAGCUCCCGCAAUAUGUGUUCAUUCCUCAUCAACCUCACUGUCUAGAAUUACUAUUACCUCUCUUCCUCGACACAGCGCGUCAGACUAUUGCGAGACAAGACAGUGCAUUCCACCUCCAUCAACCCCCAAAAGACACCAUGACAGGCAGUCUCCGCAAAGAAUGCGACAAGGCGGCGCAAAUCCUCAAGAGCUUCGUUGGCGCAGACAAAGGCCGAAUACCCGCACAGGUCAUCGCCAACGCCAAAGGGCUCGCCAUCUUCUCGGGCUUCCGCGCCGCCAUGUACCUCGCCGGGGCGGGUGGGUCUGGGGUGGUCGUCGCGCGACUCGCCGACGGAUCGUGGUCCGCACCCUCGGCAUUCUCCGUGCGCUCGGGCGGCAUCGGGGUCGUCUACGGCGUCGACGUGUACGACUGCGUGUGCGUGCUCAACACGCGGGAGGCUGUCGACGCGUACAUGACCAGCGAAAUGACCAUGGGGGCGGGUGCGUCAGUGGCCGCCGGCCCCAUCGGCGGCACCGCAGAUAUCAGCACCAAAGAAGUCAACCCGAUCUGGACGUACACAAAGUCCCGCGGCCUCUACGGCGGGUUAACCGUCGACGGCACCGUCAUCAAGGAACGCCCGAGCAUCAACGUCGACGCGUACGGGUCGGGUGUCACGGCGGCCAAGAUCCUCAAGGGCGAGACGGAGUGGCCGGCAAAGACGCAGCUGCGAGAGGUCCUCAAGCUGGCCGGGGGGGAGAGCGCGGAUGGGAAAGUUCUUGGGGCGAUCAGCACGGAGCCGACGCCGGGGGAUCUGAAGGAGUGA